AUGUCUACAACAGUUACAACAACACGAAAACGAAAAACUAUUGAUGAUGGAGGUAGAUCAAUAAGUAAAAAAGUUUGUUCACUUGGAUCAUGUAAUGAUAUAAAAGCAUAUAAUGUUUGUAAAUUUUCAAGACCAUUUGGAUAUAUGUCAGAUAUAGUAAAUAUUUUUGAAAAAGAUAAAACAUUUGUACCAGUAGAUAGAAGAUUUUAUUCAAUUUCAUUACUUCAAGAAAAAAACAAAGUAGGAUUUACAUCAUUUAAAUUAUUAGAUUUCGUUGCACAAUUUGAAUUUGUUUCAUUUAAUCCUAAUAAUUUAAAUAAUACAUCAAAUAUUCCUGGAACAGAGAUACAAUUAACAAAAUUACUUUCACCAUUUAAAAUUGAUUUUUAUUUUGUAAGAAUUUGUGAUGAAAAGUUAGCAAAAAAAAAUGAUCUUAAAAUUACUGAUGUUCUUAUUGAUUCAACUAAUAUUAGAGGACAUCAAUUUGAUGAGGAUAAAAUUAAAAGAUUUACCAAAGAAGAAGAAAAUGUUUGCAUAUUAUCUCAGAUUGACAAUGAAAGUAUUAUUUAUAAUACUGCGAAUUAUAAAUUAUUUAUAAUUAUUGAUUAUAUGAAUUCUUUAUAUCAAGCUCGAUUGAAUAAUAAUGAAAUAAAUGAUGAUGAUAAAAUUUUAUUAGGACAAAAUUUAGGAGAUUUAAAUUCAGGAUAUCCAGUAUAUUUUACAAAAUUUGAAAUAGAAAUAGCUUAUGCACCAGCAUUAGAGAAUUAUAAAAAUUUAACAAUGUUUUCACAAAAUCUUAGUGAUCAAAUUAUAGAAAGAAUUAAAGAAUUACAAAAAGCAGAGGUUAAAGAUGAAGAUGAGGCAGAUGAUGAAUAUGAAAAUUAUCAAGAAUAUUUGUAUAUUGCAUUAUAUGGAACUAUAAAAAAGAAAGAACAACAAAUUCCUGAAGAACAUGAAGAACAGCAAAUUUCAAAUAAUACUAUCUUGAUUGAAAAUUUAAAAAAAGCAAUCAAAGCUUCAAAUUUAGAAGAUUUAUUUUUAAAUAAACAAAUUUAUAAAGAUAUUACAAAUUCUUUAUUAUUAUAUGAUGACAAAAUAGAUCUUCAAGAUGAACGUAAACAAGAAUUAAAUAAUAGAAUUAAUGAAAUGAUAAAUAAAACAGAGAAUAUUGAUAAUUUAAAAGAAAAUCAAGUUUUAGAUAAUUUAAUAAAACGUUCAAAUAUAACAUUUCAUGGAAAAAAUUUAUUGCAACAAAAUAGAAAAGUAAAAUUAAAUGAAUUACAACAAGAUCUUUUACAAUAUUAUAAAGAAGAAAUUAAUCAAACAGAA
Cetraspora pellucida is the source of this 1329-nucleotide messenger RNA. Lineage: Eukaryota; Fungi; Glomeromycota; Glomeromycetes; Diversisporales; Gigasporaceae. The record is from the annotation of a GenBank genome assembly.